GCGGGGGAGUUGAGAGAGAGAGAGAGAGAGAGCAUCGGUUGUCGCCCCGCUCCCACCUCUCUUCCCCCCUUUCCGCCGCCGGGAGCAGCAGCGCCUCGGUGAUGUGGCUACCCUUUUCGAUUCCGACCAUGAAAUUUGGUUCUUUCUUGGGGUUUAAUCCUUGGAAUUAAUGGGAUUCGCGUCCUGAUGAUGUGGUUCUGGCAUCUUCUAGGCCAUUGCAGCAGCAGCAGCAGCAAACUGUUGGCACCUAUGCACGCAAGGCUUAACAGAGAUUGGAACCUGAGAAGGCAUUUUCGAGGCCUUCAGUGCAGUUUAUCAGAAGAUGGCCAUGGCUGUCAAGGGAGAAAACCUUGUGGUCACGAAGCUAAAGCUCGAGAGGAUGCUCAGCAUGAAAGGUGGCAAGGGGGAGACCAGCUAUCUGAAGAACUCACAAGCUCAAGCUCGCCAUGCACGAGCCAUGCUGCACUUCCUGGAAGCAACGCUGAGCGCGAUGAAGCUUCCCUUGCUGGAGGACGGUGGCACGUUUGCCGUCGCAGACCUGGGCUGCUCAUGCGGCACCAACACGCUCUUCCUCAUGGGCAUCAUCGUCGAGCACGUAUCGAAGAUGUACGCUGCGCUCGGCCACGAUUCCCCCGAGUUCCAGGUCUUCUUCUCCGACCUCCCCUGCAACGACUUCAAUGUCCUCUUCCAGCUUCUCCCGCCACAGUUGAGCAGCAGUAGCCUGGAACAGUGCCUGGCGGCCGCCGAAGAGCAGCGGUCCUACUACGCCGCUGGCGUGCCCGGCUCGUUCUACGGCCGACUUUUUCCUUCUAGAUCCAUAAACGUCUUCAACUCCACCUUCUCCUUGCAUUGGCUCUCUCAGGUGCCCGAGCGGGUGACCGAUAAGCGAUCGCCGGCAUACAACAGGGGGCGGGUCUUCGUCCAUGGCGCGUCCGCGGACACUGCCGCUGCCUACAAGCAGCAGUUCCAGGCGGAUCUCGCCAGCUUCCUGCGCGCCCGCGCCGUCGAGAUGAAGGUUGGCGGCGUAAUGUUCCUCGUUUGCCUCGGCCGGACAUCCAUCGACCCGGCCGACCAAGGCGGCGCAGGUUUCCUCUUCGGCGCUCACUUCCAAGACGCUUGGAACGACCUCGUCGAAGAGGGUCUACUGGAGAGCGAGAAGCGUGACAGCUUCAACAUCCCCGUGUACGCCGCCUGCCUCAGGGAGUUCAAGGAGGUGGUGGAGGCCGAGGGCUCGUUCUCCAUCAACAAGCUUCAGGUCGUCAAGGGAGGCAGCCCGCUGGUGGUCAACCACCCAGAGGACGCCAGCGAGGUCGGGCGAGCGCUCGCUAACAGCUGCCGGUCGGUGGCCGGCGUGCUCGUGGAGGCGCACAUCGGCGAACGUCUGAGCGAGGAGCUGUUCGGGAGGCUGGAGCUCCGGGCGGCACGCCAUGCGAGGGAGCUGAUGGAGCAGAUGCAGUUCUUCCACAUCGUCGCCUCGCUCUCUCCCUCGAUCCCAUCUCAUCCCGCGAGCUGACGCAUUCCUGAUGAGCCCGUUCAUGCGAUUCCUUCGAUUCAUGACGUACGAGAUGACCGUAGAAGCAUUCAUGCAGUAAUCGGACAUGAGACUGU
Musa acuminata AAA Group (dessert banana) is the source of this 1608-nucleotide messenger RNA. RefSeq names its product indole-3-acetate O-methyltransferase 1-like. Gene Ontology annotation, biological process: methylation. Gene Ontology annotation, molecular function: S-adenosylmethionine-dependent methyltransferase activity. The record is from RefSeq and is a predicted model, not a curated record. The transcript has 6 exons. NCBI's taxonomy places the organism in Eukaryota, Viridiplantae, Streptophyta, Magnoliopsida, Zingiberales, Musaceae. Bases 323 to 1513 code for a protein of 396 amino acids.